Messenger RNA from Pimephales promelas (fathead minnow), 1601 nucleotides. The record is from RefSeq and is a predicted model, not a curated record. Lineage: Eukaryota; Metazoa; Chordata; Actinopteri; Cypriniformes; Leuciscidae.
CCGUGUGAAGACGCGCACACCCGAGGAGACCUGAGACCUGUUACAUUCACUCCUGGAGUUUCUGGACGACUGAUCGGACCGUGUUUCGUCGUCUGAAGACGCUCACACACAUUAAUGGUGAUCGAGUCGAUAGUCGAUGUGUGAUGAUGAUGGAGUUCCCCGCAGAUGAAGAGCUGGAGGAACAGUGUCCUGUGUGUGGAGAUAAAGUGUCCGGGUAUCAUUACGGGCUUCUGACAUGUGAAAGCUGUAAGGGUUUUUUCAAGAGGACGGUUCAGAAUAACAAGAGAUACACGUGCACACAAAACCAGGACUGCGGCAUCGACAAAACCCAGCGCAAGAGAUGUCCGUUCUGCCGCUUCCAGAAGUGCCUGAGCGUCGGCAUGAGACUCGAGGUGUGUGUGUGUGUGUGUUUGCAGGUGCGAGGGAAGAUCUGUGCGUAUCUCCACCAGGAGCAAAGCGGCCGAGGGAAACUGGACAAGCCUCGAGCCUUCAGCCUGCUGUGUGUCAUGGCGGAUCAGACGCUCUUCUCCAUCGUGGAGUGGGCAAGAAGCUGUGUCUUCUUCAAGGAACUAAAGGUUGGAGAUCAGAUGCGACUGCUGCAUAACUGCUGGAGCGAGCUGUUGCUUCUCGAUCAUAUCUGCAGACAGGUGCAUCAUGGGAGAGACAACACUCUGCUGCUCAUUACAGGACAGGAGGUGGAUCUGUCGGCGGUGUGUGACGCGGGACCGCCUCUGUCCAGUAUGGUCCAGAGAGGACAGGAUCUGGCCAGGAGACUUCAGCUUCUUCAGGUGGACAGAAGAGAGAUGGCCUGUCUGAAGUUCCUCAUCCUCUUCAACCCCAACGUGAAGCUCCUGGAGAACCAGCCGCUAGUGGAGAGUGUGCAGGAGCAGGUGAACGGGGCUCUGCUGGAGUACACACUCUUCUCGUACCCUCAGUGUGUGGAUCGCUUCGGUCAGCUGAUCCUGCGACUGGCGGAGGUGCGUUCGCUGAGCGCGCAGGCCGAGGACUAUCUGUGUUACACACACCUGUGUGGAGAAGUGCCCUGCAACAACCUGCUCAUAGAGAUGCUUCACGCCAAGAGGUCGACCGCCGUGUGAGAUGUGCGCCAAAUGGAUGUCCAACCGUUUUCCAAAUACCCAACGUGACGAAUGGACAGAUUUGAUUGAAUCUGUAUUCCUUUUUAUGCAUGACAAUCACUGACGGACACGGAGGCGUUUUUGUAUUUGCAAUAGUGUUUCCUUCUUAGUGCUGUUUUGUUACUCUCUGGGCUAUAACGGUAAUAACGGCAGAGUGCAACAGCUGGUUCCCAAAGUAUUUUUUCCAUUCGUUUAUCCAAAGGAAGUCUUUGUUAAAGCGUUGUAAGCCAUGAAACAAACCAACCAGCUUCGAGGAGAAUCACAACAUCACAAAAAACAUUGAUUUGAAGCAAAAAAAAGUGAAAAGCAACGGUCCUAGUACUGAGCCUUGGGGUACUCCACACUGAGAAUCACUACACUACCAACAUCCAUUCGAAGCAAAAACGUUUUUGAAAAUCGCUAUCAGUGUUGUAGUCGAGACCACCUCAUUCGAGUCCGAGUCGAGACCAGCGAGGGUUGAUUACC